UUUCCCCUUCCCUUCCCUUCCCUUUCCCCGCCCCUCGCCGCGGGUCCCCUCGUCGGCGGGCGCGAUGCGGCGGCGGCCGCUGCUGGCGCUGGGCCUGGCCCUGUGGGCGCUGGGCGCGGCGCACGGCCAGCACCGCGCCGACUACGACCGGGAGGCGCUGCUCGGCGGGCAGGAGGAGGCGGAGGAGUACGCGCGGCUCAGCCCGGAAGAGCAGCAGCGGCGGCUGCGGGCAAUCGUCAGGAGGAUCGAUGCGGACGGCGACGGGCUGCUCAGCAAGGAUGAGCUGAGCUCCUGGAUACAACAGUCCUUUAAACAUUACGUUACACAAGAAGCUAAGCAGCACUUCCAUGACUAUGACAAAGAUGGUGAUGGAUUAGUGUCUUGGAAAGAGUACAAUUUACAAAUGUAUGAUCGUGUCAUUGAUUUUGAUGAGAACACUGUCCUGGAGGAUCAAGAAGAAGAAUCAUUUCGACAGCUUCAUUUAAAGGAGAAAAAGCGUUUUGAAAAAGCUAAUAGGGAUGAUGUUCCUGAUCUAAAUGUGGAUGAAUUCAUUGCUUUUGAACAUCCUGAAGAAGUGGAGUAUAUGACGGACUUUGUCAUUCAGGAAGCUUUAGAAGAGCAUGAUAAAGAUGGUGAUGGAUUUGUUAACCUGGAAGAAUUCCUUGGUGAUUACAGAAGAGACCCAACUGCAAGGGAAGAUCCAGAAUGGAUACUUGUUGAGAAGGAUCGGUUUGUGAAUGACUAUGACAAGGAUAAUGAUGGGAAACUCAGCCCACAAGAGCUGCUGUCUUGGAUAGUACCGAAUAAUCAGGGUAUUGCACAAGAGGAGGCUCUUCACCUUAUUGAAGAAAUGGAUUUGAAUGAUGAUAAAAAGCUUUCUGAAGCAGAAAUUCUUAAGAACCAGGAUUUGUUUCUUAACAGUGAAGCAACGGAUUAUGGCAGGCAGCUUCAUGAUGAAAGUUUCUACCACGAAGAACUUUAGAUUAUUUAUUUUGUAAUCUGGUUUUCUUCCCUUUCUUUCAUUUGGAGCUUUUGUUAAAUGCAUCCAGUUUUUGGCUAUGUUGCAAGCUUUAUGCUGUAAUUACAAUAGACUAAUGUUUGUGUAAAUACUUUGCAUUCAAAAUUAAAUUGCCCUCCUGCAGACUUCCUUGGGCCUCUUCUAGCCUGCAAAAUUAAUCUUAAAUACUUACUUUCAAAAUUAUAUAGCAAUGGGAAAUAAUUUACUUAAGGUAUUGUACUGUAUUGUGAAGAGUUGUGUGACUGUACUUCAACUAAAUGGAGAAUCUAAGUGAUUCUCUGAAAGAACUCAAACCAGAAAAUGAGACUGCUAUAUUUUCUACUCAGUUUAAUUAGGGAGGAGAGUAGGAAAGAUGGGGGAAGUUGUUUAGAAUCAGUAUUAACUGUGUUUUAUUUAAUACAUUUGGAGAAACACUUAGCUUAAUGCCUCAAUUGUUUAAGAGGUUUCUACUUAAUUUUAAAUGGUUUCUAUAACGUGUUUUAUUGUAUUAUAAUAAAAACCUACUAUUUUUACAUCUACAGAAAACAAUUGUUUUUAUGUACAAUUCUACAGCAUUGGCAAUACAAUGGUACUGUACGUUGUCAAGAUCCUCCUCAUUUGUUGGAUUAAAACUUAAAAUAUUCUGUCUUUGUUUUGUACUUUUAUUAUGUACUGUGGGUCACCCGUAGCAACUCCUUGAAAUGUGAUCAAUUUGCAGUAGCGUAUUUAUUUGGGAAUCACUCCUUUUGAAUGCAGAUCGGAAUACCGAGGGCAACUCGCAUACACCGUGUGGAGGCAACAGUAUGUAUUCUUUGGCAACAGUCUUAGGUUUUGUAUGCUAAGGACAGCUCAUUGGAUCUAGAUGUUAAAAAGGAUUCAAAAAAAAAAAAAGUAAUGCGUGCAUUUAGCAUUUUCUGGGCAUGUUUGCAAAAGCAGUGUUGUUUCAUUUUUUUCUUAAAUUUGGGAUAUAUGGAACUCUACAGCAUAAAGACAUCACAUAAUAGUUGUAGUAAUAACCUCUAAAAAUUAACUUCAGUUGAAAGCUCCACAAUUACCAUUCAUAAAAGUAAGUAAUGUCCCGUUAAGUGAUGAUGUGAAAUAACCAGGAAGGUUAAUGGCAUGACAGAUUCUGUUUAGGAAAGUACAUAUAUUCACUUCUCAUCUAGAAAGUCACAGCCUCACAGAAUAGCUUGUGUAAAAUAUGUUAGUUUUUAUUUAUUUUUUUAAUUCCCUGGUAACUGACUCCUGUAAUGUUUCUGCAGUAUUGUUCUUGGCUAAUGUUUUCCUUCUUCCCAACUCUGUUCUUAGUAAAGUCAAGUGCUGCCUUUUUUCCAAUAGACCAUCUCUUAAUUGUUCUCAGAACAUCCAAUCUUCCUUUCAGCGUAAGCAUUGAAAUAUCGCCGUUAGAAGGCUAGCAGUUUUGAUACAAAGCAAAACUACAUUUAAUUUUACUGGAUUGUUUAGAUAUCCUUAUAGUGAUAGAAAUUAAAAAUGCUUUUUCAAUUUUAGAGAUUGCUUUUCUACCCAUAUUUGUUUAUUCCUGGAAAUGUAAGUACAACUAUUGCUGUGUUGUCGGUUGGAUGUGAUUAAAACAAACAAA
This is a messenger RNA of Oxyura jamaicensis (ruddy duck), 2597 nucleotides long. It is a transcript of the gene RCN2, whose product is annotated as reticulocalbin 2. The transcript is spliced from 7 exons. Gene Ontology annotation, molecular function: calcium ion binding. The record is from RefSeq and is a predicted model, not a curated record. The coding region runs from base 65 to 982 and encodes 305 amino acids. Gene Ontology annotation, cellular component: endoplasmic reticulum. NCBI's taxonomy places the organism in Eukaryota, Metazoa, Chordata, Aves, Anseriformes, Anatidae.